Onychostoma macrolepis is the source of this 2945-nucleotide messenger RNA. It is a transcript of the gene kcnk5b, whose product is annotated as potassium channel, subfamily K, member 5b. Gene Ontology annotation, biological process: stabilization of membrane potential; potassium ion transmembrane transport. NCBI's taxonomy places the organism in Eukaryota, Metazoa, Chordata, Actinopteri, Cypriniformes, Cyprinidae. Gene Ontology annotation, cellular component: membrane. The transcript has 5 exons. The coding region runs from base 145 to 1473 and encodes 442 amino acids. The record is from RefSeq and is a predicted model, not a curated record. Gene Ontology annotation, molecular function: potassium ion leak channel activity.
ACACCUACAGGCGUGGCUCCGGAUUCCACUUCCUCCUCACCCGCAUCAUAGUGUUUAAGUAACACAUCACCAGAAACUUGGGAGACUUUAGUAGUGGUUGUUACUUGAUGUAAAGGAGCACAUAGAAGGAUCUACUUCAGUAUUAUGGCAGAUAAAGGAUCUCUUCUGACCUCAGUCAUCAUUUUCUACUUGUCCAUCGGAGCCGCGAUAUUUCAGAUACUCGAGGAGCCGCAUUUAAAAGCAGCUCUGGACGAUUAUAAAAACCACACUGACCAUUUAUUACAGAAAUAUCCCUGCUUAGAAAAGGAUGAUUUGGACCUGAUAAUUGAGGUUGUGGCUGCUGCGGCUGGAAGAGGUGUGACUGUAACAGGAGAAAAAAAAAUCAACAACUGGAGUUGGGAGAACGCAGUCAUUUUUGCUGCCACAGUCAUCACUACUAUAGGUUAUGGCAAUGUUGCGCCGAAGACAACUGGAGGCCGUUUAUUCUGUAUCCUGUACGGGCUCUGUGGCAUUCCUCUUUGCCUCACCUGGAUAAGUGAAUUGGGUACAUUUUUUGGUGGCAGGGCAAAGCGCCUGAGUCAGGUGCUCCUCCACAGAAGCUUCACUGUGAAAAAAGUACAGUUCACCUGCACAGUUGUAUUCCUUUUAUGGGGUUUCCUGAUUCACCUGAUCUUCCCAGCCUUUGUAUUCAGUCACUUUGAGGACUGGACUUACUUAGAAGGCCUGUAUUUCUCUUUCACCACCUUGACGACUGUUGGUUUUGGUGACUAUGUAGCAGGUGUAAACCCAGAUAAAGAUUACCCAACUCUCUACAAAUUCAUUGUGCAGUUAUGGAUCUGCCUGGGUCUUGCCUGGUUGUCACUUUUCUUCAGCUGGAAUGUGCAUAUGGUGGUCGAGGCUCAUAAAGUCCUGAAGAAAAGAAGGCUGAGAAAACACAGGCUGUCCAUCGAUGAUAUACCGGUAAAAAAAGAAUUAAAAAAAGCCCCGAAGCCACCACCUCUCUCUGGCAUCAUUGAUAUCUUUGAGUUCAUGUCUGAGAAGGUUGAAGACUACAGCGAUGUUAUCCAAGCCAUCGGAACAGAUAAGAGAAGGAAGAAAAAGAAGCAGGAGGAGGAACUGGCACGGUCCAAGAGCUGUAGUGACCUAUUGCAUGGCCUGGUUAUCCCACUCGAUCACUCUCCUCGUCUGAAACGCCGCUUCAGCGUCAGCGCGAACAUGUGCAUGGUCACGUCUGGAGAGUCAACGGAUGGCCUCAACAACAACCAAGAGGAACAGACACUACUGAAAGAGCACCAAGAAGACAAUAAAAAUAAGAGCGAAGAGAAGCCUGGAUGUUAUGCAUGGGACUCCAGAAGAUCAGACCCAUCAGUCUUUCGAAGCCCUACCCUUACCACCAGCAACAGAGGAUCAAGAUUCUCAGUGUCAAAAGUAUCAGAAGACCAUUUGUUAAAGAGGAGAAAAAGCAUUGGCUGACAGUCUGAUCUACAAGAUCUAAAACCAAAAAUGUCCUAAAAAAAAUUCAGCACUGCUUUAAAUCAUGAUUUUUCAGAUGAAGGUCACUAUGGCUGAGCUGACACAAGGAGCAUGUGAAGAACUCCAAAGACAUUUCAAGACCAAAGAAUGUUGCUCUGAUAUGCAGACAGGCGCUUCCUCUACCUAAAUCAAGCUGCAAAAGUGUUCAUUGGUUUCAUGGCAGUAUUGAAAGACAUCCAGGUAUCACACAGGGUUGUGUAGCCAGUCUGUGACCAAGAUAAGGAUGUGAGAGUUGGCAGAGGAAAUGAAACCGAUUUCCUUCACAGAUGUUGGAAAGAUUGGGUGUGGUACUGUGGUUUUAACCAUGGGUUUUUCUCUGGAUUUGUUAUCAAAAUGACAGCUAGGAGAAAUCCUGGGAUAUGUUUGGAAUGGAAUACUAGCGUAUUGCUAACAGUGCCAUAUGAACUGAAUAAAGCACUAUUUUUAAAGUAGUCUUCCUGGUUACAUCUUAAGCUCCAGUAAAGGAGUUGGAAUAAUAAUGACAGUUUUCCAACCAGUUUCCCAAACACUUCCCCUGGAUUGGUCAGAUAACCAGAUUGUCCUGCCCCAAACUCACGCUAUUGGUUGAGCCGAUAUCGCUGUGUCGGGAUGCUGAAACUGAGCAAUGUUUUGAUACCAUCAGUGUUUUACACCAUCUUCAAUUUAAUAUUGUUGAUAUUGUGUGUGUAUAUGUGUCUAUAUCCAUAUAUAGCUGGAAUUCAAGGUAAUUUAAAAUAUAAAAUUACAUGCAUCACCUUUAAGUUGUACUGAACCUGGAACAUCCCUUUGAAAAUAGAUUGUGAAACAGUAUGAAAAUAAGGCUGUAAUGUUGGAACAUGACCUCUUGUAUCUAUAAAUCAUUGAGUUUUAAUCCAAAUGUUUUUUUUAUCCAAUUUGGUGCAAAACGUAGCAAAUUUUGACAGUUUGACCAAAUGACUAUUUAGAAAAGAGUUGGUGUUUCCAGUUUAUUUCCAGUCAAACUGGAAAUUAAUGGUUAAGUUGCAGAACACACUGCAUUGUAGGACUGCGCAUCCUACACAGUGUUGUUUUGUUGUUCUGAACAUUUUGGCAAAUGUCGUAGGUUGCAACAUGCCAAGGAGUAAUAUUGUAGAUUAUAUUCUGAGCAGAUCUUCUGUCUUGAAUGCUGUAAUAGUUCCGUGGCUGUUCUUAGGUUCAACUUGCACUUGGGAAGCAUUUUAAGCAUUGUCCUGCUGAGGAAGCACCUACUCAGGCUUCCAGAAAAUUGCUGCCUCUUGAAAGAUUUGUGGAGGAUGUAUUAUGGGAAGUAACUUAAUCUUACCACCUGAUUGAAGGACUUUGCCCUUUGUUUGACUCUUUGAUUUAUCAUUUGUAUAUUUUUUUGUACUAGGGUUUUGUUUUCAAUGCCACUUUUGCCAAUAAAAAGUAUUUUUUUUCACAGACUGUCUCUAUCU